This is a messenger RNA of Monodelphis domestica (gray short-tailed opossum), 3269 nucleotides long. It is a transcript of the gene ARL14EP, whose product is annotated as ARF like GTPase 14 effector protein. Gene Ontology annotation, cellular component: intracellular membrane-bounded organelle. NCBI's taxonomy places the organism in Eukaryota, Metazoa, Chordata, Mammalia, Didelphimorphia, Didelphidae. The record is from RefSeq and is a predicted model, not a curated record.
GGAGAGACGACUCUGCCUGGCAGCUUGCUAAGCGUUCCAACAUCUUGGAGUGUUGAGUGGAAAGUUGGAUCUGGCUGAUCACUUCCUGUGAGCAGCCUGGGAGCUCACUCAGACAGCUUCCUUGAGAAGGUCUCCUGGGUGAUCCUCAAUAGAACCUACUAGAGGCUACAGAAAAAAACCUAGGCAGAAUAAAAAACGGUGAAAUAGGUUGUUCUAAGGAAGUAAGAUGGAUCCCUGUUCAGUUGGAGUUCAGCUUCGUGCUACCAAUGAAUGUCAUAAGACAUACUAUACGCGACAUACUGGCUUCAAGACCUUGCAAGAAUUGUCAUCAAAUGAUGCGCUUUUACUUCAGCUUAGAACCGGAAUGACCCUCUCUGGAAACAAUACAAUUUGCUUCCAUCAUGCAAAAAUUUACAUUGAUCGAUUUGAGGACUUGCAAAAGUCAUGUUGUGAUCCUUUUAACAUACACAAAAAACUUGCCAAGAAAAAUUUGCAUGCGAUUGACUUAGAUGAUGCCACUUUCCUAAGUGCCAAGUUUGGAAGACAGCUUGUACCUGGUUGGAAGCUUUGUCCAAAAUGCACACAGAUAAUCAAUGGAAGUGUGGAUGUUGAAUCUGAAGAUCGUCAAAAAAGAAAAGCUGAUUCAGACGGGAGGACUGCUAAAGCCUUGAGGUCCUUACAGUUUGCAAAUCCAGGAAAGCAAACUGAAUUUACUCCAGAGACUACUACUGGUAAGAGGGAAAAGAGAAGGCAAACCAAGGCAACCAAUUCAGACAGGCAGGUGAUACCACCAAAGAGCAAAGUCUAUGACAGCCAAGGCCUACUGAUAUUCAGUGGAAUGGAUCUCUGUGACUGCCUUGAUGAAGAUUGUCUGGGUUGUUUCUACGCUUGUCCCAAUUGUGGUUCUAACAAGUGUGGAGCUGAAUGCCGCUGUGACAGAAAAUGGCUUUAUGAACAGAUUGAGAUAGAAGGAGGAGAGAUUAUUCAUAAUAAGCAUGCUGGGUAAUUUGAAUUGUUUGAAAAUGAGCUAAUCUAAUUCUAUGUAGCUCAAAAAUUCUGCUGUAGAAUAUAUUUAGAAUUUAAGCAUGAUAAACUAGUGACAGAAGGUUUGAAAAAUGUCGUUUCCAUAUGAAUGUUGUAUACUAGAUGUUUCAGAAUUCAUUGUUUUGUGUACAUUUUAGCUGGACUUUUAAAAAUCAGCUUUAGUAUGUUGUAGAUAAAUAAGCUAGCCAAGUAGAUGGGGGAAUAGUACUUGACUGUGCAAAGAAACAUACCUUUAUACAAUUAUUAAAAACCGUUCUGUAUUGGUUACUAAGAAUUAAACAGGCCAAAAAUCUUCAAAGCAGUUUUUCAGAUUAUAUUCACUUUGAAUAAAGAAACAAAAUUAAAAUUCAAUUGUUUAUAAGGCUAUCCUAAGUGUUCUUAGGCCUUUUCUAUCCAGCCUUUUGUCAAGUCAAAGAUUUUUUACUAUUUUUAAGUUUUUGGCCUGGAUUUCUGAAUUGAGCUAAUAGAUGCAACUCUGUUACCACCACCACUACCACCACCCUCUCAGUCCUUUACAUGAUUCAAACCAAAUAAGCCUUUUCACCAAAUGGAAUUUAGGUUUCCUGUCCUUUUAAGUAUUUAUUGACAUACAAGAUUUGUGUUUCUGUAAUCCUUCAAUAAGUUAUAAUAGGAUGGUCCUUAGGUAUAUACAGUGUUAAUGGCUUUGUUUUUUUUAGAAGAGGUAUAAUUCUCACAAUAAAAAUAGAAUACAAUAGUCUCGAGGUAAUACAUAGUCUUCAAAAUAAGAGUUCUUAUAUUUCAAAUGAUUUAAAAAGCAAUUUUUAAAUGUUGGUACCAAGUCCCUGGCACACAUUCCUUGGGAAAUUACCCAAAGAACAUUUACAGUUCCUCCUUUCAUCAGUUUCUCAUACAAAUUUAGCUUUGAAGAUCCUGCCUUCCAAAGAAUUCUCACUUUAAAAGAGUUCACUGAGAAAUGUAAAUCCUACUACUUUCCUGGAUGACAAUUUGCCAGACUGGUUAGUGUUCUACAUUUUUAAACAAUGAAUCUGUAAGUCCAUUUCUUGUUUAAAGUGAGUGUGCUAACAGAAUCCUUCAGGUCCUUUCUACUUCUAUGUUUUUGCUUGGCUUAAGGAAACCUGACUCUUAAAAUAAAUGAUAAAACUACAAAUUUCCGUUCUAUAUGGAUUCUGGUAGAAAAGUUGGUGUUAUUAGCAUGCUAAAAAAAAAAACAAAAAAGAUACAUUGAAAUUAGAAGUGUAAACAUCUAGAUUUGUGUUUUCACGUACAUAUUUUGAUUGUUGCUAGUUAAAUUGUACUUUUGCAUAAUUGAGUAGUAUGAUGUUAUUAAAAAAGGUUUUUUUUUUUUAACAUAGUUUUAUUUGACUUUCUAAAAGUCUAGUGCCUAGCUGUACUUUUGCAAUGAAUAUCAUACUGAUGGAAUUUUGUGUUAGAAAAUCUAGUUGUAAUAUCCAAGGCUUUGAUAAGACUUUGCCUACUAGGGCCUCACAGCCCAUAUUAAUUUUACUUUCUUGAUGUGGGCAUGUUCAUUUAUGUUAGAAAAAUCUUUAUUGAUUGUGUUGAGUCCCAAUCUGUUAAUCUACUGAGCAUAGUGUUUAUGUGAGUUAUAUAGGUAUUAUACAUAUAGCUGUAUUGUACCUUAUCAGAAAUAUGCUAUUAAAUAUAAAAAUAUCCUAAGAAAGCUAUAUACUUAAAUAUUUAUUGGGGGGGGGGUGAGUUUUUCCUACUUGAAGACUUGUCAGUUUAUUGUGGAGACAAACGUGUAGCUUUGUUUAGCAUCAUAUCUAUGAUAAUUCAGAGAAAGGAAAUGUUUCGGAGGUGAUAGCUGUUGUCCAAGAAGAUCUGAUUUAAAACUGACUUAAGUUUUGGGGUUGUGGUUUGUUUUGUUUUUUUCAUCUUAUUUGUAUGGGUACUCUAUUCAUGUGGGUACAUCCAUCCAUGUAUAGCUUCUACAAUCUGUUUUUUUGUGUGUGUGUAUCUUUGUAGUAUCUAAGCUAUAUACUAUUCACACAACAAGAAAUAAAUCUAUUAAUAGUAGUAUUUAACAUCCUACUUUUAGAUAGGUAAAACUUUUGGAAGCCAAACACAGGGCUCUUGGCUCUUUGUAGGAAAAGCAGCAAUGUUUCCAGUUUAAUAGUUACUUUGCUAAAGGCAUUUUGUUUUGUUGUAAAAUUUUGCAUGUAAUUUGUUUGGUUUUUGCUGACACCUACUGGAAUUAUAAGACAAUAAAGCAAGCUUCUCAGCCA